Molecule: messenger RNA, 1749 nt
Organism: Cotesia congregata
Lineage: Eukaryota; Metazoa; Arthropoda; Insecta; Hymenoptera; Braconidae
Source: the annotation of a GenBank genome assembly
AUGGGUCCCAUCUUGCCGUACUUGUCAGUUUACGGUAAACAACUAGGAAUAUCUCCACUAGUAAUGGGCUCAGUCACAGGAAUCCUACCAGUUCUAUACUUGCUAUCAAAACCAGUCUUCGGAUUUCUCGUAGAUUAUUUCAGGAAUCAGCGUAAACUAAUCUUCAUCUGCUUGCUGAUCAUGGGAUCACUAUCGCUAGUUCUUCUGUACUUUCUACCUUCUCCAGCCGGAGAAUUUCACAAGUAUUUAAACAAAACAAUUGACAUAACUUAUUCGAAAUGUAACAUUGAGCCGUGCCUUAAUCAAACAAGAGGAAAAAAUUAUCAAAAUAGAGCGAUAAGUUAUCACGCAGAUUUGACGUGCUUGAAUAAAUGCCAGCAAGAGAAAAUUUUAAACGUAUCUACUGUGCUGGUGUCUGAAGCUAGCGAGUUACUGCCGAUUUGCAUUGACAAUGUUGAUUUUAAUAACACAUGUCACAACAAUCACACUGCAGUUGAAUGUAAUGUGACAUGUCUGAUAAAUGACAUAGAUAUUGUUGAAGAAUACUUGUACUACAGCGCUCGAUUUUGGGGAUUUGUUAUUUUAAUGGCGCUGGGAUGUAUUUGUUUCAAUGUUGCUAAUUCUAUCAGUGAAGGUAGCUCUAUGGGCUAUGGACGACAAAGAGUGUGGGGGUCUAUCGGCUGGGGUAUCACUGCACUAUUAGCUGGUUAUGCUAUAGAUUUGGUAUCUGAAGAUGAGUACUACAAGUCUUAUACUCCAGCCUUUAUUCUUGUCAUUGUCUUCACUGGUUUUGAUAUCAUUAGCUGUACAAAACUGCAGCUACCAAUAAUGAGCAGAUCAGACAAUAUCGCCAAAGAUGUCUGGAAACUUUUAAAACUACCAAAGAUCUACAUAUUUCUAAUUUUCGCUACAAUCGCUGGAAUCAUCGACAGUUUUUUAAUAUAUUUUCUCUUCUGGUACAUUGAAGAUCUUGCCAAGCAGACUGAUUUCUUGAGUCAAAUAAAAUUAAUUGAAGGUCUUGUCGUUGCUGCUCAGACACUUGGCGGUGAAGUAUUAGUCUUUUCGCUGUCAGGAAAAAUUCUUAAAAAAUUCGGCUACGGAUAUACUAUGACAUUUUGCUUUGUCUGUUAUUCAAUUCGUCUUUUACUAAUUUCUUUAUCGCCAAAUCCAUGGUGGAUUGUUCUGAUAGAAUUAUUCAUGCAAGGACCAUCUUAUGCUUUGUGUUAUACGAUAAUUGUCGGAUUUGCCAGUGUUGUAGCACCACCUGGUACUUCUGCUACUGUCCAAGGUAUCGUUGCUGGAAUGGAUGAUGGCUUUGGAUUUGCAUUGGGAAGUUUUAUCGGUGGAAUUUUGUAUAAAAUGAUUGGAGGAGCAAUGACAUUACGCUUAUUUUCUCUACUCAGUAUUUUAACUGCAAUCUCAUACUUAAUUUUGUAUGUAACUAUUUUAAAAGACGGAAUGCCAAAAACUAAAAAUGAAUCUAGUAGAGAUAAUAUUAAGUGGAAGAGUCCUCAAGAUGCAGCUGAAGAUUGUGAUACUUCUGAUAUUAACUCGUAUAAAAACCUGGGUGACAUGAUCGCAAGCUGCCUCGAGGUCUUUGAGACCACGUCUCAGUGCAUCAACGGCACGGCCGUUGCCUUUCAUCUGGAUCCUGAAGUGCAUUUUCGGCUCUGCUGGAUGUGGCACUGUAUAACCACAAAAUUCCACGUCGGGAUAGUGUGUAAUAAUACUCCGGAGAGCAUUUCCUAG